CAAGUCUUGAAAUAGCAUUAAGGACGAAAAAAAACCCCAACCACAUGAUUUUUAGCAGAUUGAGUUUAAAGAGACCGACCGGAGGGGUGGGGCUUGUUCUAUAUUUAUUUACUUUUCCUCCAUAUUUAGUGUAGAAUUCAGUGAGUUAAUAGCUCCAUACUCGAUAUGCACAUGUUUUUGAAUGUUUGCAGAUUUUAAAAAAUUUAUAAUCUUAUAUAUUUAUAAUCUACAACCUUAUGUAAACGGUCUCAUAGACUCAUAUACUGGUGAUUGAUAAUACUCAUACGCCAUCUAGUGUCAACAGGUAGUAAUACAGUUAGUGUUUAGGGACGACCUCAACCCAGCCCUUAUUUCUUUAUUUUGUUUCCAAGUAGCCAGACUUUCUUUUAAUUUUUGAAAGUGGUAUUAAACAGUAAUUCUUUAGAAUUUUUUAAGGUAAUGUGUUAUUGUCUAUAGCUACACAGGUUUUAUAUUAAGUUAUUCAAACUCUGGACUUUGUUGGUAGAGUGUAUUUCAAAUAGCAUGUUUAGACCAACAAAAUUACAUAUUUUCCACUUCAUAGUCCCACUUUUUGUUGCAUAUUUGCAACACUGUUGCAAAAAAUUGAAAAAGUAAGAACAAACUCUCUGAAAAAUAAAAAGGAGACACUUUAGACUCAUCUAUACACCUUCUCCUGAAGUUCAUGACCCACCUUUUUGGGGCAGACACUUUGACGUGUCUCACUCAGGUCUCCUCCUACUCAGUGGCGGUUUGACCCCCUGAUCCUCACAGACAAAGUAUUCAGAGAGGUCAGACCACAGAAGGAGCUCUGCACACUAAAAUGAUGAAGGCUUUUCACUGGAUCCUCCUGUACUGCGCUGCACCGCUGCUGUCUGAUGUACAGGCCACAUACCACCUCAUGGCAGGGGAUCCCGAGCUGAUGGCUGCUCAGAGUUACGCUCAAACCAGAAAUAACGGGCGCCCACCGCUCAGGACCCUGAAUCCAGCAAUUCACAGAAGUGACUACACGUAUAGAGGAAGGUAUCACUACCACUACCAGCCACCAAGGAUCCCUCCACCGGUAGUGUAUCACCCCAUUCCUCUAUCUCCACCAGUGACUUACCACAGACCCCCAGUCCCCAUGUCCCCUUUUCACCACACAUUCAAAGGCCCAGGUGUGCCACAUAUGCAUCACAUACACAAAGCUCUCUCACCACCACUGGUUCGUCAUCCCCAACAUGGGAUCAAAGACCCGUUCCCUCACAAAAUGAAAGGUCUCUGCCCCUCACCUGUGGUACGCCCUCCAACUCAACCAGAACCGACAAUUCUACCAACCCUGCCAGCGAGUACAGUGGCACCGGUGACCGCCGUGCCGCCAGGGAAGACCACCGCUCCUGUGACGCUACCGGUCAGUACCCAAAGCGGCUUCAUCACCACCGUCAGUCCUGUGCCGACAGAGACAGACUCUCAGUGCAGAAGCCGUUCCCUGGACCUGGUCUUCAUCAUUGACAGCUCUCGCAGCGUGCGUCGAGGAGAGUUUGAGAAGGUUAAAAUCUUUCUGGCCAACAUGGUCGACACCCUCGAAGUGGGCUCAGAUGCCACCAGGGUGGCUGUGGUCAACUACGCCAGCACGGUCAAGACAGAGUUCCUGCUCAAAGACUAUUUUAGCAAACUAGACUUGAAGAAAGCCAUCUCCCGCAUUGAGCCCUUGGCGACUGGCACCAUGACCGGCCUCGCCAUCAAAACUGCAGUGAAUGAAGCUUUCACCGAGCAGUCUGGAGCCCGGCCUCGUUCUAGGAAUAUCUCCAAGGUGGCCAUCAUUGUGACAGACGGGAGACCUCAAGACCAGGUGGAAGAAGUGUCUGCUUCAGCCCGGGGAAAGGGUAUCGAGAUCUACGCUGUCGGGGUGGACCGUGCGGACAUGCGAUCCCUGCAGCUGAUGGCCAGCACCCCUCUGGAGGACCACGUCUUCUACGUGGAAACCUACGGCGUCAUCGAGAAGCUCACGUCCAAAUUCAGAGAGACCCUGUGCGGUGUGGACCCCUGCUCCAUGGGACACGACUGCAAACACAUUUGUGUCAACAGCAACGCCUCGUAUUACUGCAAGUGCCGGAAAGGUUAUAUCUUGAAUGCGGACAAGAAAACAUGUUCCCUGAAACAGGUGAAGGUCGAGGUGGUGGAGGAUCCCUGCAAAUGCGAGGCUAGACUGGCUUUCCAGAAGCAGACGCAGGCAGCCAUCCAACAGCUCACAGCCAAGCUUGCUGACGUGACUGGGAGAAUAGAGCGUCUUGAGAACACGGUGGGCCGUGCCUGAAGCUUUGCACAGCCAGAUGACUUUUGUUGCUCCCACAGACUACUGCAUCAUGGGGAGGAACUUCCUGUGAUCCACUCUAACUUCAACCACAGACUGAGAGAAGCGAUGACUCACAAAUCAACCCCCCAGGUUACUGACUGCUAAGCAACAAUGUCUACAAAUAAACUUUAUUUUAACUUUUUAUUGAUGAUUUUUUCCCCCAAAUCUACUGUAAAUGUUACUUAAACUAAACCCCCAGGAGCAUAUUAAAAUGUAUAGUUAUCUAACA
This is a messenger RNA of Oreochromis niloticus (Nile tilapia), 2561 nucleotides long. RefSeq names its product matrilin 3a (gene matn3a). Gene Ontology annotation, molecular function: calcium ion binding. NCBI's taxonomy places the organism in Eukaryota, Metazoa, Chordata, Actinopteri, Cichliformes, Cichlidae. The record is from RefSeq and is a predicted model, not a curated record. The transcript has 7 exons. Bases 821 to 2293 code for a protein of 490 amino acids.